AUGUCCUCCCCACGGCACAUGUUGCCGCUCGCGGAUCAUGAGAAGUAUCGGGAGAAAAUCCGUGACACGCUCGACGGCAACCUCGUACUUCCGCAUUCAAUUGAGGCGGGCGACCCCUAUUAUAUCGGCGAUGUCUACGAUACCACGCCAGCAGAAUGCGUUCAGGAGUGGGAACUAUGUGACAACAUCAAGCGUCCCUACUUGGAUCACAUCAAGGCCGUGUCGCACGCCUGGCCUCACCUGCGGUAUCUUGCCCACUGGAUGGAGGUGACGACUUCGCCAGUCAAAUGGAGCCACAUCAAAGCAAAGCAGGCCGUGAUCCGCAAGGAGAGGGCCAGCCGUACCAACGUCGCCGUCGUUGACUUUGCGCCCGGCGCUGCCCCCGCCAUUCACACCGCCACAAGCCCCGACGCGCUGUCCAACUCGCUGCAAAAUGCGCCGGUGCAGCCCGACGUCCACCGCUUGUACGUGGUCGAGGACCUGUCGCGCGACGUUGUCGAGACGCUUGGCGCUGCGUUAGAUAUUGAUCCGCUCUUCUUCCGAGAACAGAUCAGCGACUACUGGUGGUACAACACCCGUGACCCAUGGGUCGAGCUGCCCGAUCUGCAGGUCGCCUCGCGGAGGCGGCGGUUCUUCCACGUAGGAUAUCUCCAGCCGAGGCAUUUCGACAGUCAAGCUUCGUUCGCCGAGGCUACCAAGGAGGCAGGGCGAUUCAACGUGUUGCGGAGGGCAGACAAUGACAAGAAUCACAAAACACUCCUUGAUCAACAGGGCGCACUUGUGGCGUUGGUGAGAAGCAAGGCUUCGUUCUGGUGGAAGCCAGCCGAGGGAGAUCGAGGGGCCAUCGGAGUGCUGCUCGUCGACCCGUCUGUCAAGGAAGGGUCACCACUGUGGGCUGGAUAUCGCAACUUUGAGCCUACGCCGUCCAUAUCAGCUCGCGGCCCUUUCAAAGCACCACCGAGAACAUCUCUUUUCGAGGCAGUGGUGUACUGGGUUACCAGGAUGGAGGGGGCUGAGGUGGCACAGAUGGGUGCUGACCCUCGCAUCAUGCUGAGAGGUUUAUCACAGAUCGUCUGCGCCGAGUGGCUGACAGUCAUCCGCUACAUCACCACUCGCCUCGGACAAGUCGAAUGGGAGCUGGAGAAUCCUGACUUUCGUCGCGAUCCCAGUGGCAUCAACUCCAGUUUGGCCAAACUGCAUCCUUGGCGGCGCAGUGUACCAUUGUACAAGACGCUGAUCAAGGAGGCGACAGCCAAGGUAUUCAACAGCAGCAAUGGUCCCUUGUCAGAGUACACAUUAUCCCUGAAGGAGGAUUAUCGUGUCGUUGAAGAGGGCAUCGAUACUUUGCUUCAACGUAUAGAACGGAUCGUGGCAGUUGCAACAGCAAUCAUAUCGAUCGAGGAGAGUCGGAGGGGGUAUAGCCUGAACCAGGACCUAGGCCGGCUGACCUAUCUAGCCGUCGUUUUCGCACCACUGUCGUUUGUCACAGGCUUCUUUAGCAUGUCAGAGGAUGUCUCCUCCUUGAGGGGGACGUACUGGGUAUACUUCUGUGUUGCCCUGCCUGUUACGGUGCUGGCUUUCGUCUUGGUAGAUAUGGCGAGGGUGAAGCGAUGGGCAAGGAGAUGGUCUUCGACGUGA
Messenger RNA from Verticillium nonalfalfae, 1638 nucleotides. RefSeq lists its product as uncharacterized. Gene Ontology annotation, biological process: metal ion transport; transmembrane transport. Gene Ontology annotation, cellular component: membrane. The transcript is spliced from 3 exons. The record is from RefSeq and is a predicted model, not a curated record. The coding region runs from base 1 to 1638 and encodes 545 amino acids. NCBI's taxonomy places the organism in Eukaryota, Fungi, Ascomycota, Sordariomycetes, Glomerellales, Plectosphaerellaceae. Gene Ontology annotation, molecular function: cobalt ion transmembrane transporter activity; magnesium ion binding; magnesium ion transmembrane transporter activity.